AUGUGGUUGUUGCACUACGAACGUACUAUAUGCUUUAUUUGUACAUUGAUCGAGCUAGUCUUAUCAGAUCAGCUUGUGUCAGCUUAUCAUUUAAGCACUACAACACGAAAAUCAAGAGACGAUCAGCAAUUAACAUAUUUAUCACCUUUUAAUCAAUCUAUACAUAAUGUUCAUAUGGACGAUGGACCCAUAUGUUUCUGGAACUGUCCGAAGUUACAACCAGAAAUGGCGCUUCAAAAUUGUCCCAAGUUAAAACGUGGUUUAAUUUGUGGUAAAUAUCAAAUUUAUCAUGAUUAUCGUCCUUGCCCAACUGCAACAAUUUUUUGUCGACGAAAUAUGACAAAUUUUAAAGAAGCUGGAGUAUAUGUAGCUGUUAUUGCUACUGAUCUAGCAAACAAAAAACAUGGUUUAUACAUAGUACCAUAUGUAGAUAGAGAAAAUGGCAUCGUACAACCACUGGUUCUAGAAAAGCCUUAUCAUGGUAACUUUGGUCGCGGUGACCUUUUUUGUGGUUCUAAUGGCCAUUGGGUUCUUCAUGACACUACAUAUCAAUUUGAAGUAGAAAAAAUAUUCUGUUUGAUCGUUCAUGCACGCAAUUUAAAUCAUGUACUAGACUUGAAAAACCCUACAUACGAUCGCAUAACUCCCAUAAAACCUUUCGAAGUAGGUGAUCCCGAAUUUUUCGGUUUUUCAGAGAGCUAUUAG
Molecule: messenger RNA, 705 nt
Organism: Thelazia callipaeda (thelaziosis nematode)
Lineage: Eukaryota; Metazoa; Nematoda; Chromadorea; Rhabditida; Thelaziidae
Source: the annotation of a GenBank genome assembly